Tinamus guttatus (white-throated tinamou) is the source of this 2055-nucleotide messenger RNA. RefSeq names its product minichromosome maintenance domain containing 2 (gene MCMDC2). The record is from RefSeq and is a predicted model, not a curated record. Gene Ontology annotation, cellular component: nucleus. Gene Ontology annotation, biological process: double-strand break repair via break-induced replication. NCBI's taxonomy places the organism in Eukaryota, Metazoa, Chordata, Aves, Tinamiformes, Tinamidae. Gene Ontology annotation, molecular function: single-stranded DNA helicase activity; DNA binding; ATP binding.
AUGCAUCCAGAAAUACAGAAAAUGAGGGAAAUUGUCCUUAUUUACCUUGACAGAAGUGGUGGCCUUCAGAAGUUUGUGCAUGAUUGCAAAAAAUAUAACGACUCAAAACAAAGUUAUGCUGUUUAUCGAUUCAUUAUUUCAAUAAAUCCUUCUGAUAUUGCUGAAUUAGAUGCAACUCUUGGAAACUACGUUCUUCAUAAUCCCAUACAAGCUGCACAGAUUUUUCAGUCAGUAUGUUUUGUAGCUGUUAAAACUUUAUCGUUAGUUGAACAGUUGCAGACAGAGGCCCAGAUUAAUAUACUGCUGAAACCAACACAUUUGCCAUCCUUGCCAAGUUACAUUCUGGAUCUUUCUGCCUUUCCCUUUAAUUACACGUCUCAAAGGUUUUAUGAGGCUGAAGGAAUAGUGAUUGCGAUGGGAACAGUAACAAAAUAUACACAGGGAGCAAGAUUUUUUUGUACUGGGGAAACCUGUCCAUUUUCUGAAGGAUUUAGGUACAUAAGGGUGCAUGUGCCUGGAGCUACGGAAUCUGCCACAGUGAGGAAUGAUUUUGUUUGUAGCUUGUGCUCUUCACCACUGCAAGAGGACAUGAAGUUUAGAGUGCUUGGUGAUAAGCAAAUAGUUGAAAUGAUUGAUAAGAAAGCACUGAAUGCUUUAAAAGGAUAUUCCAACAAUAAAUCACAUUUUAGGAUUCAGACUUUUACAGUCUUCUUGAGAGAUGAAUUGGCCAACAGAAUGACAAUAGGCAACCUCUACAAGAUUAUAGGAAUUCCAGCCUGUGUACAAAAUGGCUCGCAAGCUACAGUGUGUGUAGAAGUCAGUAGUGUCCGGCAGUGUAAGCCAAAUGGUCCUACUUCUAUCAGUGACAAUUUUAAGCGUCUGUUGUCACUGGCUUCGGGUUCCUGUUGGAGGUUUCCAGCCAUUCUUGCCAAUGUCUUUGCUUCUCAAGUAGUUCCGCCGGGCACUUACAAUACUGUCAAACUCACAAUAUUGCUAAGCCUCGUCCUGACAUGUGAACAGGACAACGAGCUAGCAGAUUACCUGGAUCUCUUGAUUGUGACAGGAGACACUCUCAUCAUUGAUAGACUUCUGAAUUACAGUAUUUGUCUUCUACCUCGGGGCAUACGACACCCAUCUUCAAGUGAGAUUUUUCCUGUCGUAUCCAAAGAUAAACAUGGAACUGGAAGUGCGAGUAUUCAAGCCUGCAGCGCUCUGCUGGCUAAAGGUGGUGUCUGCUACAUAGGAGACUUAUCUUCAUAUAAAAAGGAUAAACUUGAAUUUCUGCAGUCAGUGCUGGAGAGCAGAACAACAACACUGUUCAUUCCUGGGAAGAAGUAUGGAGAAGCAGCUGACCAGCAAGUGACUAUUCCAGUUCAGACUAAUUUUUGGUCUUACGUAGACGUGGAUGCUUCCUCAAAGAAACAUAUGCAAAAGGAGAGCUCUUUAAUUGGACAGAUGGACUUGAGUUUGAUCUCACCUAACCUUCUAGAUGUAUUUGGGCUUCUGAUAUACGAUGAAUUGCCUUCUUGUCAACUGUCUUCUCUUCUUGUGCAUCAUAUCUUGAAGCAAGCAGUUAAUCCUGGGGCAGUGCUAGCCGGCGUCUCGCAGCAGUGCACAACACAGGAUUACGAGCAGUUUAUUUUGUUUGCUAAGAAUCUUCAUGUUGAACUGAGUUCAGAAGCAGAAAACCUAAUUCAGGGCUACUAUCUUGCAAGUCGCAGAGUGAGAAGAGAUGCGAUUCAUGGAUCGAAAUUAUCAGCAUCCGCACUAAAAAUUCUGAUUUCAUUGUCUAAGGCUCACACCAAAUUAAGUUUAAGAAAAAAAGUACUUCAAGAAGAUGCAUUGAUUGCCAUCUUACUGCUUGAAUCUUCACUCACCCUAAAGCACGGCAAGUCUGUGUUCUGCGUGGCCCCGAAUGCUGUGUUUCCCUCGGAGCUCCACGAUGAACACUCCCUGCACCAGAGAGACCUUUACCUCGUGCAGUGUCACCAGCAGCUGCUUAGGUUUAUCAGUGCUUACGGCCCAGGAAGCCACGUCACCGCAAAUGAAGAGUGA